UACCUACACACCCUCUUCUCUCCACCCCCUCUCUCUCUCUCCUCUCCUCUCCCCUCCCCUCUCUCUCCUCGCGCUGCGCUCCCCGGCCGAGGCGCGGCGAGCCAGCGAGCCAGCCAGCCACCUCCUCCGCGCGCGCGCGCCUCGCCGGCGUGCAAGGCCCGAGCUCGAGCGCCCCCUCUCCCGCGGCCUGGCCCUCCUCGUCGCGCGACACGCGCGCGCGCGCUCUCUCACGGCCGGCGAGCAGUGUCGGAGCCAGCGCCAUCCAGCCAGCGCGUGGGUGGGUUGGGGGCGCGUCGCGGUGUGCUCGCCGGCCGGCCUCGUUCCCGCCGCCCGUCCAUCCGUCUCGGGGUCGAAUCGAAUUUGAAGGAUGCCCCACGUUAGGUCCGCCGCCGUGAAGCUGAUGGAGGAGCAGCUGGAUUCAUCGGAGAUGGACAUGGACGAGCCCGGCGGCGCCGCGGCGGCGGCGGCGGAUGCCAAUAAUGGCGCCGGGUCCAAGGACUGCCCCUUGCCGCCGCCGCCGCCCAAGACCGCCAAGGCUUGCGCCGCCGCCAAGAAGCCGAGAUCGGUGAGCUCCGACUUCGGCGAGGAGCUGGACCUGGAGCAGCUCGGUGCCAAGCAGCAGCAGCAGCAGCAGGAGAGGAAGCUGUCGAGGCAGGACCGCGUCGAGCUGAGCCGCUCGUUCCAGCACGCGGUGAGCUCCCACGACUGGGAUGGCGCGGAGGCGCUGGUGCGGAGGGCCGACGCGCAGGGGCUCAACGACGUGCUCUGCGUCGCCGUCGACGCCAUCUGGUUCCUCAGCGACAAGGAGGAGCUCGCCGCCGUCGUGGCCCUGAUCCGGAGGAUCGUGUCGGAGGGCGCCAACGACUUCACCCGCGCCGCGCUCCGGACGUCGUUCCUCGCGUCGUGCGUGUCGGCGUGCAGGGGGAGAACGACCAGCCUCGCCGACGCUGUGAGCUUCAUGGGGCAAAAGUUGAACGAGCGCCUUCAAGAAUCCCAUGGCGACGAGGUAUUGAAGGCAGAAGCAAGCGCAAAGGUGCACAAGUUCACAGAGUGGGCUCUAAAGUGUAUCGGGCUGCAUUCGCGUGUGCGGGAGAACAAGGGCAGAGGAAACCAUGGCACGAUCAUUGAGGUCCAACUUCAGCUGUCUGCUUUCAAGACAUUUCUGGAUCUUGCCGAUAAUGAUCUUACUGGGAAGGAUUUCACGGAGGCCUUUGACGCGGCAUGUUUUCCUCUUACACUCUUCUCAAACACCUUUGACCAAGGUUGGGCAUCAGGUAUCUCGGCAGCUGCAAUACAAGGACUCUUAGAGUUGUUAGUAGAGGGUGGUGCCGAUAAUGUGAACCAGUGCUUUCUUGAGGCUGCUCGCUAUGGAAGCACUGAACUCGUGCGCAUCUUACUUCAGAUUGCUCGAAGGAAUAGCUUGGACAUCGAUGUGGAUCUAGCCCUUGGCUUUGCUGCUCACUAUGGGAAACUGGAUACCAUGGGGUGCUUAGUUGAGGAGGGUAAUGCGGUUGCCUUUCUUGGCCCUUUAAUGCGGGCAGCUGAACGGGGAUGCCUUCAAGUUGUUGAAUGGUUCGUCAACCUUGGUUGUCGGGAUAUGGAGCUUUGCUUAGCCCUUACUGCUGCAACCUCUAGUAGCCAGGUUGCAGUUGCAGCCUAUCUUCUCCCUCUAGUCCCAAAGCAUGUUCUUGCACCCCUCAGCGUCGAAAUUCUCAAGGCUGCUGGUGAGAGGAGCACCGGUUCCCUGCAUGGUGUGGACUUCCUUCUCCGCUCAAACUUCCUCAAUGACCCAGCUGCCACAUAUGCUGUAGCAGACAACAUUGCAAAAUCUGCCGAUGAGGCAGUGGAUGCAAAGCUUAGAUCUUUCAUGCUCGAGCAUUGGUCAGAGGCAGCUUUUUCUGAGGGAUUCGCGUCUGCGCAAGAGCACUUCGUUAACUUCAUGAGGAUAAUGGAAAAGGGUGAGUCGCCGAUCUGCCUGAGGGACCUCCCACUUGAGCUGGUGAUUGCCAUGGCCUACCUACCACUGUACAGGGAAUGCGUGGAGUCAGGUGGGCGGCUAUUGCCGCAGAAGCUGAGAGGGCAGCUUGUUGAGGCGGCUGGUAGACUCGAGGGCCGGCAACUCGACAGGGCUAGCCAAGGCACAGAGCUCCUGGCCAUCUUGGAGCACCACCUCCCGUGUUUCAUGAUCCAGACUUGAAAGGUCAGCUUCCACAUGAUCUGCAUUGGUCGCUGCAAGAAGCAAAGUAACAAGGGCAAUGCACCAUCUUCAGUGUUUUCCAGUGCUGUCAUGUUCCUGCUUGGGGACAAUCAUCUGAAACGAUGGCACCUUGAGGUCUCUGAGAGCAUAGUGACUGAAGAACUCUCCUGCUGGCGCUGUUCGGAGAGUAUAUAAUUUUGGGGAGAAAAUGGUGUGUACCUUCUUGUCGAGCCAAGUGUUGAGUAGAUCUUAUUGGGAUCAUAAUCUUGAUGAAAAUGAUAUAAGCAUUGAGCAAAGUGUUCUCCAGUUUUUUCUGAGUGCUAGCCAUGGGCGUCAUGUUUUUGUUUUGGACUAAUGAGUUUUUGAACAUGGACUAGUCUCAUCUUUCUUGGCUUCACAAACAUAAAAAUGAAUGGACAGUAAGUAUAUGCUUUAUAUGCGUU
Oryza sativa Japonica Group (Japanese rice) is the source of this 2640-nucleotide messenger RNA. RefSeq names its product ankyrin repeat protein SKIP35. The record is from RefSeq and is a predicted model, not a curated record. Lineage: Eukaryota; Viridiplantae; Streptophyta; Magnoliopsida; Poales; Poaceae.